AGAGGAGUAAAAUGAGAUAUAUAUAAAUUAGCGAUAUAUUUUAUUUACAUUUGUCAGGAAGAGCAUUUUCAUAGCCACAUUUUAAUCAGAUGUAUGUGGUGUUAUUUUACUUGUAAUACUUUGUACUACUGCUACAAAAUAUACUUAAUAUUUAAGCGAUUUGCAAACUACGUGAGGCAGAUUACACGUUAUCAACUAGAUUUGAUUAUAUUUUCCAUGUAGAACAACUGUUUUUUUUAAACUAUUAUCUUAAUUAAAACGCAGUAUUCUUUCAAAUAACACUAAGCAGUAAACGUGUCUGUCGUCCUGUUUUUUUUUUUUUUUCUUUUAAAGCUAAAACGAAAUCUGUUUUUUAUUUCUAAAUCUACGCGUUUGUAGGUUCACAUUAUAUCUGUCUCAAAACAGAACUGGUCUACAUUUGGGAUCUGACGUUUGUCACGUUGUGAUUCUGUGUAGAGAGCGAAAACAAACAGACGGUGCGUGGGGUUUAAUUACUGGACUUCCCCUUUAAUGUGUUUAUAUCAGGAAAUAAACUAUUCAUUCGUCGCACGGAUACGACUCGCAGCGGUAAUGAUUUUAGGCGUGGCGAGCUGUCAAAAAGGUCCAGUCAGAAUGUGCAACUCAGCGAUGAGCAAGCAAUGAAUGAGGGGCCGUUCGGUCUACCUACUCUAAAAUUAUUCAGAGCAAACACCACGGCCAGCACAUAAAGAAUACACAACUAGAUGUAAGGUCAUUCAUUGUUGCUUGAAGAUUUUUUUUUUGUGAUACCACUGCAGACCGUGUUACAAAUUUUGAGGCAUUUAACACUAACAAAUAAUGAAGAAUGGGAUUAUUCUGAAUGCAGCGUUAAACAUACCAUUGUUUUGGUCCUUGACGCAGUGCUCUGCUCAGGUCACAUGAUUUCAAUGAAGAACGCUCUUUCACUGUUUAGAAAAAAAGAUGACUCGAACAUGACAUCAACUGAUGGGUUCUUAAAGUGUGGAAAGGCACGGGCUGGGAGGACGCCAAAGGAAAUGCUCCAUCUCCUGACUGCUGUUUUUGUAUGGCUUGUAACCGGCACUACAAUAUCAAGCUUAAACAAAUGGAUAUUCGCAGUGUACAAUUUCAGGUAUCCUCUCUUAUUAUCAUCCCUGCAUAUGCUCACAGCUGUUAUCAUUGAUUAUGGACUGAUCAAGCUGAGAUUCGUGAAGCAGAGGGGCAGCGACUGUGAUCUCAGUGCCAACGCCAAGUUCAAGAUUUUUAUGUUAAGUUUAACUUUCUGUGCCAGUAUCGCCUUUGGGAACAUUGGGCUGAAUUAUGUUCAGCUGUCCUUUGCACAGAUGAUCUACACCACCACCCCACUGUUUACCCUCGCCAUCUCUACACUCGUUCUUGGAAAGCAGCAUCAUAUACUGAAGUACACGGCUAUGAUGCCAAUUUGCCUGGGAGCCUCUUUCAGCAUCAUGGGAGAAGUGCAGUUCCAUCCGAAGGGGUGUUUCUUUGUCUGUGCGGCUACAAUGCUACGAGGUGUCAAAUCCAUUCAACAAAGUAUUCUCCUCCAAGAGGAAAAGAUCAAUUCAGUCUUCCUGCUCUACUUGAUGGCCAUUCCGAGUUUUUGCAUCCUCUUCAUCGCCGCGCUUGCACUGGAGAACUGGACAGUGCUGGAGGCUCCUAUUAAAUAUGACAGCAGACUGUGGGUGUUCAUCCUGCUGAGCUGCCUGGGAUCAGUCCUGUACAACCUCGCCAGCUUCUGUGUCCUCACCCUCACCUCAGCCGUUACUCUGCACAUCCUGGGCAAUUUAAACGUGGUGGGAAACCUGCUUCUCUCGCAGUUCCUGUUUGGCAGCGAACUCUCUGCGCUGAGCUGCACUGGAGUUGUAUUGACGCUUUCAGGAAUCGUCCUGUAUCAGAACACGGACUACAUCGCCGAAUAUUUAGAUUCGAGAAAGACGCCGUCCGAGCCAGAGAAGGACUCCAAGACUGAGUGAGGAGACACCCUGAGCGAUCAGGGGGGGGGAAGUGUAGAGUGUUUACAGUGUUUCGAGGAGUGGUGUGUUUGUAUCACAGACAGCAGCUUUUACAUAACCGUUAUAAAGAAGGCCUGUUCAAACUAACCUGCCGUAAUACUAGUGCCAUAUAUUAAGGUUUCCUUUUUUCCCCAGCUGAAAUUGAAAUGAAUUAACGUAAAACUAAAGGAUAUAAAACUAGAAGCAUCUUUUUUAUUUAAUGAACUCCUAUUUUUUUUUUUUUUUUUAGAGGAGAACAUUCCAUGUUACAAAAUGUGAACCAAACAACUUGAGAGUGCUUAAGAGGCCUUGGAUUGUAUCACUUACCAGAAGUCAGGUUCUAGUUUUGUGAAAUUAACCAACGUUUUUAAAAGAAUAGGACUGAAUCAAAUAAUGGAGGAAAUACUUUGCAAAUACACCACAAAAUUUCUAAUCCUUUCAGAAAAAUAAAAUAAAUAGUUACAGCUAGAAUACUGUAGUAAGGGCUGUUGCAAUGACACGCACAAAAUAUCACCUUGGAUUUUCUUGCCAAGACAUUUGCACACGGGGUACAUUUAAGGCAGCUAGAGUCAUACCAGAUAGUACCCAUUGUGUCAUUAUUAGUUUGAUUCAGUUCUGAGCAGCAGCCAGAAAUAAUUUUGUUCACAAUUUCCAACCCUUGGUAAAUAUGCAUUUUAGCUCCAGUGUUUAAGAAAGGCGGUAUCCAUAUCUGUUUAAGAUAGAUUUAACUUGAAGGUUUUUAACUGCAAGUUGACAUAGCCAUUGAGGUAAUAAGGUGAAGACUACGAAAGCAUUAGCACCUGCUUUGCUACCCAGUAUCUCCUUUAUAAAACACAGUGCUUUAGCUAUCUAGUAUUAAAACAAAUACUGUCACAUAGCAUUGCACCAAUGGAACUGAUGCACAUGUUGAUGUCAUUUACCUGUACAUGAAAAGUGAUUUUGCACAAUAUAAUUUUUUUUUGUUGAAAAGGCUGCCUUUUGAAAUAUACUCACAUAUAACUUGUAUUGUAUAUAACGGUACUGUUGUUGUCAUUAGAUGUAAAUAACUAUUUUAUUUAUAUUUAUGUAUUUUACAAAUAUGAAGGACUGUAUAAAUACUGGUUGAAGAAA
This is a messenger RNA of Acipenser ruthenus (sterlet), 3095 nucleotides long. Its product is annotated as solute carrier family 35 member E4-like. Gene Ontology annotation, cellular component: Golgi apparatus. The transcript is spliced from 4 exons. Lineage: Eukaryota; Metazoa; Chordata; Actinopteri; Acipenseriformes; Acipenseridae. Bases 897 to 1967 code for a protein of 356 amino acids. Gene Ontology annotation, molecular function: antiporter activity. The record is from RefSeq and is a predicted model, not a curated record.